AUGGCUUUUACUAGCCAAGAUCCAACGAUCAAUCACAACGACCAAAAGAAGCCAUUACUAAUAUGUGAAUGGUGUGAUUGCACUUACACAGUAAAAGAGGAUAAAAGCUCCUUUCUACGUCAUGUCUAUCAGCAUAUUGAGGACCUGGUGGAAAUUUCCAACGGCCAUUUCAACGAGAAUCCACGAGAGUUUCAAUGUCUUUGGCGAGAUUGUACUUUAGAUGUAUUUAUGAAUGGAAGAGAAUUGGCCAAGCAUGUUAUGUUUCAUGCUUAUCAUGCUUACUUGAAAGCCUUAGGUGCUGCGAUGCGUUCAACGAAACAAUUACCGCCUUGUACUUUAAGCGACGAAAGCCGAAAUCUAAUCGAUGCAGACGAGGAAUUAGUAUGCUGCUGGGAAGAUUGUCGUAUGCAAUUUCAUUCGCCUGAUCAGUUCUAUCGUCAUAUGGAUGCUCAUGGUGAUAACGAUAGUGCUGAUGGAGAUAGUUUUGUCUGUCGAUGGUUAGGAUGUUCUGCAAAAUUUAAAAGCAGGUAUCGAAUUAAAGAACAUUGCAGAGUACAUACUGGCCAAAAAGUGAUUGCAUGCAACACUUGCGGAGGAUUAUUUGCUAGCAAUACUAAAUUUAUAGAUCAUCUGAAUAGGCAAUCAGAAGAUGCUAAUUUAAGGUGCCUCUGCUGCAACAAACAAUUUGCAACCAAACGACUAUUAAGGAAUCAUGAAAGAGGACAUGUGAACAACAGUAAAUGCACUAUGUGCGAUAUGACGUUUCCAUCACCAUCAGGUCUUAAAAGACAUAUCUUAUACCGACAUACCGAGCAAAGACCUUACCAGUGUGCUUUGUGUCAUAUAAAGUUCAAAUCCGAGCACGACUUAAAUAGACACAUUAAAAUUCACGAUGAUCAAGUCUUACUUUGUCCUAAAGAAGGCUGUGAUUAUACAAGUAAAUUCUUGCAAAGUAUUAAAGCUCACUAUGCGAAAGAGCACGAGGCUGAAAUGGCUUCUGCUCGAUACGCUUGCCAUAUUUGCGGUUGUCGUUACACUCGAGGAUAUUCACUUACAAGUCACUUAAAAAAGAAACAUCACUUUGAAUGGCCUGGUAGCUUAAGCAGAUUAAUUUAUAGCCAAUGCGAUGACGGAAUGUACAGAUUGCAAACUGUCCGGUAUGAAAGUGUUGAAUUACAAGUGGAUCAAAAUAAGGAAAAUCAUCAGUCCGUAAUUAAAAAUCUUCCUUAG
This is a messenger RNA of Trichoplax adhaerens, 1230 nucleotides long. RefSeq lists its product as uncharacterized. Gene Ontology annotation, molecular function: DNA-binding transcription factor activity, RNA polymerase II-specific; RNA polymerase II cis-regulatory region sequence-specific DNA binding. Gene Ontology annotation, biological process: anatomical structure development; regulation of transcription by RNA polymerase II. The record is from RefSeq and is a predicted model, not a curated record. Lineage: Eukaryota; Metazoa; Placozoa; Uniplacotomia; Trichoplacea; Trichoplacidae. The coding region runs from base 1 to 1230 and encodes 409 amino acids. The transcript is spliced from 8 exons.